Messenger RNA from Gadus chalcogrammus (walleye pollock), 1217 nucleotides. RefSeq names its product solute carrier family 35 member A3a (gene slc35a3a). The record is from RefSeq and is a predicted model, not a curated record. The transcript has 8 exons. The coding region runs from base 115 to 1101 and encodes 328 amino acids. Gene Ontology annotation, molecular function: UDP-galactose transmembrane transporter activity. Gene Ontology annotation, cellular component: Golgi membrane. Gene Ontology annotation, biological process: pyrimidine nucleotide-sugar transmembrane transport. NCBI's taxonomy places the organism in Eukaryota, Metazoa, Chordata, Actinopteri, Gadiformes, Gadidae.
UACUACCCGAUGCGGAGUCUUUAAUGUUACGAAGUCGACUGGCUGAUCUGAAGCUGCUCUCAACAGGCUGUCUCUGGAAGUAUCAAGAGAGGCCUGACUACCGACUAGUGGACCAUGGCGUCCCCCAGGCUGAAGUACCUGUCCCUGGGCGUUCUGGUGUUCCAGACCACGUCGCUGGUGCUCACCAUGCGGUACUCCCGCACCCUGCAGGGGGACGGCCCGCGGUACCUGGCCUCCUCCGCCGUGGUGGUCGCAGAGCUGAUGAAGAUCGUGGCUUGUCUUCUGCUCGUCUUAAAGGAACACAACUACAGCCUUCGAGCCCUCAACAGCAUCCUUCGCCAGGAAAUCCUCCACAAGCCCAUAGACACCCUUAAACUGGCGGUUCCGUCCGGGAUCUACACCCUGCAGAACAACCUGCUCUACGUGGCGUUGUCUAACCUCGACGCUGCCACCUACCAGGUGACGUACCAGCUGAAGAUCCUCACCACGGCGCUGUUCUCGGUGUCCAUGCUGGGCCGCCGGCUGGGCGUGUACCAGUGGCUCUCGCUGCUCAUCCUCAUGGCCGGCGUCGCUCUGGUCCAGUGGCCCUCGGAGACCACAGGAGCCAAGGAGACGGAGGCCCCGGCGACGGGGACCCAGUUUGUGGGCGUGGCGGCCGUGCUGGUGGCCUGCUGCUCCAGCGGCUUCGCGGGCGUCUACUUCGAGAAGAUCCUGAAGGAGAGCAAGCAGAGCGUCUGGGUCCGCAACAUCCAGCUAGGGUUGUUUGGCCUGGUGUUUGGGCUGUUUGGGAUGCUGGCCUACGACGGUGAGCGCGUGAGCGAGUCCGGAAUGUUCCAGGGGUACAACGGCAUCACCUGGACCGUGGUGGCGCUGCAGGCGCUGGGCGGUCUGGUCAUCGCGGCGGUCAUCAAGUACGCCGACAACAUCCUGAAGGGCUUCGCCACCUCGCUGUCCAUCAUCCUCUCCACCCUCAUCUCCUACUUCCUGCUGCAGGACUUUGACCCCACCAGCGUCUUCUUCAUGGGAGCAUUGCUGGUUAUCGCGGCCACCUUCCUGUACGGAUACGAGGGGAAGACCGCACCCAACCCCAGCAGAGCAUAGCGGACACACGCACAGACACUCUCCAGAGGAACCGAAGGGCGUCCUACACUAGAAAAGAGAGAGAGAGAGAGAGAGAGAGAGAGAGAGAGAGAGAGAGAGAGAGAGAGAGAGAGAGA